Messenger RNA from Heterostelium album PN500, 459 nucleotides. RefSeq lists its product as uncharacterized. The record is from RefSeq and is a predicted model, not a curated record. The transcript has a single exon. The coding region runs from base 1 to 459 and encodes 152 amino acids. Lineage: Eukaryota; Evosea; Eumycetozoa; Acytosteliales; Acytosteliaceae.
AUGUUAAAAUAUAGUUUUAAUAAGAAUAAUUCAAGAUUAGUUGGAAGUUAUUUAAAUAUAAAUAGUUAUAAUAAUAACAAUAACAACAUUAGAUUAUAUAGUAGCAAUGAAGAAUCAUCAUCAGCAGAUGUAACACAAGAAGAAAAACCACAACCAGUCAUUACAAAACCAGUCAGAACAAUGAAAGAUGAUUUGAGUAUUGAAGAUACUAUUAAAUCAGUAAAGACAAAGAUCAUUGCAAUGCCAUUCGAUUACUCCUAUCAAUCAUUCUACAAGAACAAAAAAUCAACAAAGAAAGGUGUCACAAAGCAGAGAGCACAUCUCAAGGCAUUCGGUGCCGUUCCCUACGUAUUCCCUGCUUCGAUGUUCCGUGAAGUCAAACCACCCAUUCCACUAUCUGAAAUCAACAAAAACAGCACUGUAACUAAACAACAACAAGAUCAACAACAACAACAAUAA